AUGUGGAGGCCUCAAUUGCCCCUUGGGAUCAAUGCCAAGUGGGCCAUCGUUAGCUGUGUGGUCAUUGUGACUCUUCAACUGCUUUAUUUUCUGAAUCGAGGUCAUGCGCUGCCCGGUCAAGCCGACAAUCUCCAUCGAGAAGAGAUUGUCUACAAAUUGUCGACCCUCACCGAGGCGUAUACGUCCAACGCGCACAACGCCAGCGUAGGCGUGGUUCUAGCGUCGAUCCACACCGACGAUCUGACGUGGUUGUGGGAUUAUUGUUCAGAGAGCCACGGCACUCCCUUCGUCUACUCAACCGAACAACCCCCGCAACCAGGCUUCCUUCAACCCACGACCUGGCGUGGCCGUGAAGCCGCCGCCUACCUCUCCUACAUCACCACCUUCUACGACCACCUCCCCACAUAUUCCAUCUUCGUCCACGCCUCCCCCGAACAAUGGCACAACGACCUCUUCGGUCCCCGGACCAUCGACACCCUCCGCAACUUGCGCCUCCAAGCCAUCGACGCCCACGGCUACGUCAACCUCCGAUGCAAACAUGACCCGGGCUGUCCGACGGCCGUCCACCCCAACAACCCCAGUGACAGCGACAUCCAGAAUAACGAUAUUCGCGCCCGCUUCGCAGAGGCCUAUCAGCAGAUGUUCGGCGUAUCGGCCGAUCAGGUCCCGGAUUCGAUUGGCAACGUAUGUUGUGGUCAGUUUGCCGUGUCUAGGGACAGGAUUAGGGCGCGGCCCAGGGAGGACUACGAGCGGAUUCUGGACUGGAUGGCGACAACGGAAAUGACGGAUAAUUUUGGGGUCGGGUGGGUGCUGGAGAAACUGUGGCAUAUUGUUUUCGGGAUGGAGUCUACUCAGUAA
This is a messenger RNA of Penicillium diatomitis, 858 nucleotides long. RefSeq names its product DUF3431 domain-containing protein. The transcript is spliced from 3 exons. The record is from RefSeq and is a predicted model, not a curated record. Lineage: Eukaryota; Fungi; Ascomycota; Eurotiomycetes; Eurotiales; Aspergillaceae. Bases 1 to 858 code for a protein of 285 amino acids.